Umbelopsis ramanniana AG is the source of this 1432-nucleotide messenger RNA. RefSeq lists its product as uncharacterized. Gene Ontology annotation, molecular function: RNA binding. Gene Ontology annotation, biological process: nuclear-transcribed mRNA catabolic process, nonsense-mediated decay. Lineage: Eukaryota; Fungi; Mucoromycota; Umbelopsidomycetes; Umbelopsidales; Umbelopsidaceae. The transcript has 6 exons. Gene Ontology annotation, cellular component: intracellular anatomical structure. The coding region runs from base 473 to 1264 and encodes 263 amino acids. The record is from RefSeq and is a predicted model, not a curated record.
GAAUGUAAGUUGUCGGACACUUUCCACACAAUGUGAUUACGAUAAAUCAGAUUUAUACCUUCGCCUACACAACAAAUUUGCUUGUCGUCGAUACAUUUGCGGACGUAUGGUAGAAACUUUUCGAAAUCGUCCAAAGUAACAGAGCGUUCGAUCUGUUCGUCGUUUUCAUUGUAUGUUUGCACCGGGUGUAAGCCAACUCCAGCUAGGAUCAGACCGUUCGACUGAGCAGCCAGCUUCAGCACUUUGGGUGCGUCUAAUAAACCUUCAGAGACGCUGACUAUGGUUUGAAUGUUGGCCUUUCGAGCAUUGCUUAAUAUGAUUUCAAGGUUAUUCACUGACCCAGGAGGAAAGUUGUCUUCAUGCAAGUGUGCAUGACAGUCAAAUAUGCCAUAAUCUUGCAUCUCAUAAAAUAUGAAGUGGGGCAAGUGGACUGCUCAGCACAGCAUUUAUCCCAAAAAUAUUCGAUUGAACCAUGAAGCGUUCGCGUCCGCGCCAACGCCAACGCCCAGAAGAGCGGUACGAUGUUGACGGAUCUAUCAUUAAGAGCAAGGUGCCAUAUAAGAAAUUAGAUAAUCCGGAAAUGAAAGCAACAGCUUUAAAAGAAGCGCAAGACUAUAUAAAGACAGCAAAACCCGCUCCAUCUGAAAGCCAGCAAUCCUCUGAGCAGCUACCCUGGAGUGAUACAGCCGACGACAUCUUCUUCUCCAAAGAGAAGCGUGGCCUCGCCACAUUCUUUCUCCGGAGAGGCUCACCUAGAUAUGAUGAAUUCAAAGGGUUUUACCGCAAGUAUAGCGGGCUUCGGCAAUGGAAAAUUCGAUCCGAAAACGAGACUAUGUCAGCUACAUCAACAGGGCACGCUUUGAAAGACGAGAGCGAAACAAUCCGAAAUGCUGUGAUCCUGUUUCACGAUUACUAUCGAAAGCAGCAAGCAGCACAAAAGGCAAAAAUUGAAAAGGAUAGAGGCAGCCUGCCUAUAACAAAAUAUGAGAAAGCCAUUGUACAUACACUACGCAAGCACCGGGUGUUGCUAAUCGCUGGCGACACCGGCUGCGGAAAAAGUACACAAGUACCACAGAUGCUGUUGAAAGCCGGCUUUGAUCACAUCGCGUGCACUCAGCCUAGAAGGAUAGCCUGCUCAUCACUGGCAAAACGCGUAAGCUAUGAAACAAUGAACGAGUACGGAUCAGAAAUUGCAUAUCAAGUUAGAUUUGAAGGAACAUCAACUGCAAAAACUAGAGCGUUGUUUCUCACCGAGGUAAGAUAAUCAACUACUGUUUAGUAUUGCAAUCCGGUUUCUCUGAAGCCGAAUGACUUAGGGUCUACUCCUCCGCCAAUAUGCGAAUGAUCCGCAAUUAUCAAAAUAUGAUGUUAUUGUUGUUGAUGAAGUCCAUGAGCGACAUUUGAUAGGGGAUUUCUUGCUUGGUAUCUUGAG